CUCAACUGUUUGUCACAUCAUGGACUCGUUCAAGUCGUUUGUGGAGGGCCUUGUGUCCAAGCCGAACAUGGUUCCUGCUCGCCAGGCUGCUAUCCAGGCCGCUCAUGUCCCGACGUACAUGAAGGGCUCGGGUGCGCGCGUCAUCUCGACCUCGAUGGGCCUCGCUGCCCUCGGCGGCAUCGUCGUCUCGGUCGGCAUGCUCAACCUCGCGUUCGGCAAGGGCAAGAAGGAGUAAGAAGCCUGCAGACGGAUAAACGCUGUUCCACCCCCC
Thecamonas trahens ATCC 50062 is the source of this 271-nucleotide messenger RNA. RefSeq lists its product as uncharacterized. The transcript is spliced from 2 exons. The record is from RefSeq and is a predicted model, not a curated record. Lineage: Eukaryota; Apusomonadida; Apusomonadidae. Bases 20 to 235 code for a protein of 71 amino acids.